AUGACCGCCCCAACAACCACCAUCCCCCCCGCGGCGGCGGAGGAGGGCACCACCACCCUCGCAAAGAUCAGCACCCUACGCCAAUCCCUCACGACCGAAACCACGCCCCUCCCGGUGCGCUUCCGCGCGCUCUUCUCGCUCAAGCACGUCGCCGCCACCCACGCCGCCGCGUCGGCGGAAUCGCUCGCGGCGAUCGAGGCGAUCGCGGCCGGGUUCGCGUCGCCGUCGGCGCUGCUGAAGCACGAGCUGGCGUACUGCCUGGGCCAGACGGCGAACGGGGCCGCGAUCCCCCACCUGACGGCCGUGCUGGAGGACACGGGCGAGGACGCCAUGUGCCGGCACGAGGCGGCCGAGGCGCUGGGCGCGCUGGGGGACGUCGCGAGUUUGGAGGUGCUGAAGCGGUUCAGGGAUCGCGAGGGGGAGGAGGUGGUGGUGACGGAGACGUGCGAGCUGGCGGUGGAGAGGAUCGAGUGGGAGAAUGGGGAGGGGAGGAGGGCGGAGAAGUUGAGGGCUAGUGACUUCUCCUCGGUCGAUCCCGCACCGCCUACGGCCCAGGGACAGGAGGAGCAGACGGUGGAGGAACUGGGCAACGCCCUGAUGGAUACAAGCCUGCCGCUUUUCAAGAGGUACCGCGCCAUGUUUGCCCUGCGCGACUUGGCGUCGCCGCCCGACCUUCCCACCGCCGUUCCUGCCGUUCUUGCCCUGGCCACGGGCCUCGCCGAUUCCUCCGCCCUAUUCCGCCACGAAAUUGCCUUUGUCUUCGGCCAACUAGCGCACCCGGCGUCCAUCCCUGCGCUCACCGCGGCCCUAAGCAACACUGAGGAGGCGAGUAUGGUCCGGCACGAGGCCGCUGAGGCGCUUGGCAGCCUGGGAGACGAGGAGGGCGUCGAGGAGACCCUUCUGAAGUUCUUGCACGAUAAGGAGGCGGUUGUCCGCGAGAGUGUAAUCGUGGCGUUGGAUAUGGCCGAGUACGAGAAGAGCAACGAAACCGAGUAUGCGCUGAUUCCGGAGGUCAGGGGGACUGCUUAA
Chaetomium fimeti is the source of this 1029-nucleotide messenger RNA. Its product is annotated as armadillo-type protein. The record is from RefSeq and is a predicted model, not a curated record. Lineage: Eukaryota; Fungi; Ascomycota; Sordariomycetes; Sordariales; Chaetomiaceae. Gene Ontology annotation, molecular function: deoxyhypusine monooxygenase activity. The transcript has 2 exons. Gene Ontology annotation, biological process: peptidyl-hypusine biosynthetic process. The coding region runs from base 1 to 1029 and encodes 342 amino acids.